Mangifera indica (mango) is the source of this 2214-nucleotide messenger RNA. Its product is annotated as E3 ubiquitin-protein ligase HAKAI homolog. Gene Ontology annotation, molecular function: ubiquitin protein ligase activity. The record is from RefSeq and is a predicted model, not a curated record. The transcript is spliced from 4 exons. Gene Ontology annotation, biological process: protein ubiquitination; regulation of cell adhesion. Bases 612 to 2111 code for a protein of 499 amino acids. NCBI's taxonomy places the organism in Eukaryota, Viridiplantae, Streptophyta, Magnoliopsida, Sapindales, Anacardiaceae.
CCCAAGGGGAACGUCGCCAACGUUGCUCAGUUCUUAUUACGUCGUCGUUUCUUUCUCACACGGGCUUUUUCCUUGGGCAAUUGAAUUUGAAGUUAGUCCGAGUCUGGCCAUUAUCUCAAAGCAGACAAAUAUCUUCCGUCUACCGGCACAGCCUCGCCGCAUCUAUCGAAGGACUCGUUUCGUUUUGUUGGAACUCGUGGCUUUCAGUUUUUUCCUUUUUCCCCAAAAGAUCGUAUUAAAUCCUCGCGGUUUCGCUUUUAUUUUAUCAUCUUUUAUCUUGAUUCCCACUGUUUACAUGUAUUUAUUCCUUAUUAUUGCAUACCGUAUGUGGGUAUCUCUUGUUUCACCGUUUUGAAGUUUGUUGGAUAUAAUUUAAUUAUUAUGGAUCUGCUGCAUAUCACUUUUUUAUUUUUUCUGCAUUUUGAUUUAAUGUUUUUAUAAGUGGUGGAUUCUUUGUAUGCUCUUAUUGAAUUAGUAGAAUAUUCUUUGUCAAGUAUAUAUUUUUUUAAAGCUUUCUAAUUAUUUUUGGGGAGUAGAUUUUGAUUGACUUUGGUUGUUGCAUACUGGAAUUGGAGAUUGAAGCUGUGGGUAAAAGACUUUGAAGUUGAAGAAUGCUUCAAAUCAGGCUGAGCAAGGCCCCAUCAUCAGAUGGUGGUGGAGCAGCGAAGCCUUUGCCUGCGGAGACUGUGACAGUUGCGUGCCCAGACCAUCUUGUUCUUGCUGAUCUUCCUGUGGCUAAGGGCAUUGGUGCGGCAACUGCAGCUUCACUUGUCAAGACUGUGGGUCGCAGGUCCAGACGCCAGCUUGGUGAGCGAGUCCAUUUUUGUGUUCGUUGUGACUUCCCAAUUGCUAUCUAUGGGCGCUUGAAUCCUUGUGAGCAUGUCUUCUGUCUCGAUUGUGCCAGGAGUGAUUCAAUAUGCUAUCUUUGUGAUGAUCGUAUUCAAAAGAUUCAGACAAUCAAGAUGAUGGAGAGCAUAUUCAUCUGUGCAGCCCCUCACUGCCUCAAGUCUUUCCUAAAGAAGACUGAAUUUGAGUCUCAUAUUCACAACAGCCAUGGUGACCUUCUGCAGCCUAAUGCGGAGAAAGAAGAAGGUAAUGAAUCUGAGAGUCUGAGUGCCAAGCAACCUACAGUUUCGGAUUCCUCUGUUCGAGCUCCACCAAGGCAAGUCAUUUCUCCUGGUUCUAAUUCUCAGCUCAGUGAUCGUGAAGACAAAGCCAGACGGCAACAAUCUAGAGAGCAACCAGCCCCAAGGACUGUCAUGCCACCUAAGGCACCAGUUUUUGGGCAAGUUCAAAUUUACCAAUCAGAUACCCAACCCGAAAACAACCUUCCCCCAGGUUUUGAGAGGCCUGGCCCCUAUAAUCGCUUUAACCAGGGCUUUGAUGCACAAGGCGUCCCACAACAAGAAUCUAGCCAUCAGCAGGGACUUGUAUCAGAAUCCCCGUUUCCUGAAUAUCCACCUGUGCAUUCCAUGCAACCACCUAAUUUUGUUGUCCCCAUGAAUUCAAAUCCCAUGAUGAUUCCACCAUUUUCUGUACCUCCUUUCCCAACUGAAGGAUCCCAACAGUUUUACGGUGCCCCCUAUGGGAUGCCUAGGCCAGACUUAGCACCAGAAAUUGGAUCAGAACAAGCAUCAUUAUUGGGUUUCCCACAAGGUCCAACAGGGGGAGUAAAUUUUCCAGGAAGUUAUCCUCAGCCCUGGAACACUGGUCCCACUGGUAUGCCUUUUGAAGUUCCCUCAGUGGGUCAAGGAAUUCCAGAUGGUUUUGGAAACAUGUCGGAUUCCCAAAGUAAAGCGGCAUUUUAUCAAGGCUAUGCUCAAAAUCCAGGUGGCUUACGCAUGAUUCCUCCCCUACCAACUGCCAAUAAGGGAAUGGAGGCUUCACAGGGUAGUAAUGCAAUAGAUCCCCGGGAUAGCAAGGGUAUAUUGACUUCACCACAAAUGUCACUUCCUCCACCACCACCACCGCCACCACCAGGGCCCCCACCGCAGUCUCACCUGCCACUACAUAAACAAGGUAUGUACUAUUCUGGUGAUAUGGUUCAUGAUGGUCAGGGUUUUGGAUGGCCAUAUGAGAGUCGAGAUAGCUAUGCAAACAGCCAAGACUAGAAAAAUUGCCUCUAUUUAUGGGCAUAAUGGCUUGUAAUUUUUUUUUUCCUGGGUCAUGCUGACUCACAUGUCUAAUGAUACUAACAUAGCAAAAUUUUGAGCA